This is a messenger RNA of Homarus americanus (American lobster), 2146 nucleotides long. Its product is annotated as facilitated trehalose transporter Tret1-like. The record is from RefSeq and is a predicted model, not a curated record. Gene Ontology annotation, molecular function: transmembrane transporter activity. Gene Ontology annotation, cellular component: membrane. Lineage: Eukaryota; Metazoa; Arthropoda; Malacostraca; Decapoda; Nephropidae. The coding region runs from base 505 to 1950 and encodes 481 amino acids. Gene Ontology annotation, biological process: transmembrane transport. The transcript has 11 exons.
GGUGUGGUGUACUGCUGUCAUCUGUGGUCUGGGUGUGGUGUACUGCGGUCAUCUGUGGUCUGGGUGUGGUGUACUGCGGUCAUCUGUGGUCUAGGUGUGGUGUACUGCGGUCAUCUGUGGUCUAGGUGUGGUGUACUGCGGUCAUCUGUGGUCUGGGUGUGGUGUACUGCGGUCAUCUGUGGUCUGGGUGUGGUGGUGGAGAACUAAGCCUCUUCUUGAUUCGGUGCAGAAAGCCAUCAACAGAAUGAACACCCGAAAGGCUAUAUCAUCGUUUCACUAUUUUACAGAUACUUGUUCAGUGUUGUGACGAGUUAUAUUAAAUAGAGCCAUCACCAUUCAUCAGCCUUGGAAGACAUACAGUGAGGACGCUACCAGGAAACUAAUACACAGAGCAUCUCACCUGAGCACACUAUAGGGGCGCUUCACCUGGGCACCCUACCCGAUUCCCUCACCUGGACUUCCUAUCUCGAAACCCCACGUGGACACGUUACCUGGGCACCCCUCAUGAGUAAGGCUUCACUUGGGCAUCUAACCAUGGAGGUCAAGAAGGAGGGUGAGAAGCCCCAAGAGAGGAGAAAACGGCUCCUCAGACAGCUGACGAAGGUGUUGCAGGCAGCUCUGGGAUCAUGUAUGAUGGGCACUUUAUUCACCUUCCCCUCAGUCGUGUCCUCAGACUUCGCCAACUACAACACUACCAUAUACGGCACCACGAUAUCCAUGGAGGGUUACGUGGACAUGAUUGGCAGUAUGGUGAUGGCGGGGUCGCUACCUGGUGCCUGGCUGACAGCGUUCGUGGCCUUCAGAUUGGGACGACGUUGGUCCAUGAUAGUGAACGGGGUGGUGGCUGUCGUGGGCUGGCUGGGUGUGGCUCUCUUACCUACCAUUGCGGGUAUAUUGGUAUCCAGGUGUGUGUCAGGGAUGGCACUGGGGGGAUUGUCGGUGGUGAUAAACGCCUACUCCGCCGAGUUAGCUGACGUCGACGUACGUGGUAUGAUGUCCGUGGCACUCAACAUGGGCAUCUUUUCAGGUCAGCUGUUCACGGUGUGUAUAGGGUAUGGUGUCCGUUACUAUGUGGUGGCUUUGGUCGACGCCCUCAUCCCAGUAGCCUUCGUUCUCUGUCUCAUCUGGCUCCCCGAAAGUCCCUCCAUCCUCGUUCUUAAAGGAAAAGAGGAGGAAGCCAAGAGAGUACUACUGGACCUGCGGGGGGAACACGCUGACCUUCAGGCCGAGAUACAGAGCUACAAAGACAUGAACACAGCCAUGCAGAAUGGACCCAGCUGGCGUGGUCUCCUCAUUCCCCAAGUCCUCCGUUCUCUGGCCAUCGUCUCUACCUUGUUCGUCCUUACUACAUUCUCAGGUUUCAUGGUAUUGAACGCCAAUGCAUCGCGCAUGUUUGAGGCGGCCGGGUCGACGGUGGACGGCAGUCUCUCAGCCAUCGUUAUCAUGAUCGUCCAGUUCGGAGCAGCCUUCGCCGGUUUUUUCCUUAUGGACAAGAUCGGCCGCAAGAACAUCCUGUAUGUGGGGUUCUUCCUCAUGGGUAUUGCCCUGGUCGCCUUGGCUAUCUUCGUCAGCGUAACCCAGCAAGCCGAAAUAAAGAGUGUGGACGAGGAGUUGUUGGUGCUCAGCGAGGCGGCACCUGAACAGAGGCGUGGUGGAUGGGUGCCUCUGGCCUGCCUGGUGGUGUCCCAGGCGGGGGUGGCUCUUGGAGUCAACCUCAUGCCCUUCCUCCUGAGCCAGGAGUAUUUCCCCACCUCCAUACGUUCACAGGCCAGCAGCAUCUGUUUCACGGUGUGGACCAUCGCCAACUUCGCACUUCUGCAGCUCUACACACCCAUGGCCGUGGGGCUCACUCAGCCUGGACUCUAUGGAUUUUACGCCUCCGUCUGUGUCUCAGGCAUCAUCUUCACGGUUUUCUUCAUCAGGGAAACGAUGGGCGAGAGAGUGGGCUGAGGCUGACCAUCCAUCUGGCUUCAUAUUAUCUAUUGUUAUCACCACCUGCGUCUACCUGUCGUUACCCACCAUUACCAUAAAUAACAAACACCUAUAUUUAAAUUUCAUAUCAAUGUUUAAAUUACUACUUUAAAGCUUGAGCACAUUUACACUGCAUAUAUCAUAAAAAUGAAAAUAAAUCCUAGUUAUAAUAUAA